Messenger RNA from Durusdinium trenchii, 1506 nucleotides. The record is from the annotation of a GenBank genome assembly. NCBI's taxonomy places the organism in Eukaryota, Dinophyceae, Suessiales, Symbiodiniaceae.
AUGGCUUCAGGGCACAUCAACCCCUCCCUUGCGAUUGCCCGACGUUUGGUGCGUCAAGGGCAUGCCGUGCACUACUUGUCGCGCGAACAGAUGCGAGAAGCCAUCGAAGAUACCGGUGCCCGCUUUCACAGUGACAUCGCAGAACAGCCUGAGCUUUUCGAAGACCGAGAUCCAUCCAUGUACGGUGCCUUAGGAUCUCUUCAAGAAGAACAUGGGCUGAAGACUGGUAGUUUGUCCAAGGCACGAUUGGUGUUGAGGGAACUGGCCGUUGAGCUCAUGCUUCCUGGCACCUUGCGAUGGCUUCACACCAUCGAGGCCCAUGCGGUGCUCUUUUGCCCCCUGAUCAACUUGGAGGCCCCGUUGGCUGCCAAGGUGGCGAAGCUGCCCUCAGCUGGGCUGUGUACCGUGGCCGGGCCGGGCAGUGUCCAACUUGCUUGGAGCAACACCUUGAGCUCUUUGCCUCCUGGGAAUGUUGACCAACAUGUUUUUCUGGGCCGUGCUAUGUUGUCCAUAUUUUCUUUGUGCCUGCUAGACAGGACUUUCCAUGAAAUCAAGCAAGUUGAGGAUCACUUGAGGCCUCUAGGCCUUUUGCGAACUGCCUUGACUUCCGACGUCACUUUGGUGACCACUGCUGAGUGCUUGGCCGAUCCAGUGCCACUGGAUUUGACGAAGGCCUAUGAGGGGCACCCUUUCAUGUAUUUGGGCCCCUUGCUCGACGAGCCAGGUGCCAAACGUGCUGGGGGCCACAAGUUUGACAGCCAGCGUGAUCACAUGGAUGAUGAGAAGCCUCUGGCUUUGGCGCGUGCGGCCAAGGCAGAGGGACGGAAAGUGGUGCUGGAUUAUGGCUGGAAAGCCCAUGAGACCGUCAAUGGAGAGAAGCGUGGACUUACAGGAAAAGAGCUUUGUCAGGCUGCCUGGCAAGCAGUUUUUGAUGUUUUUGGAGAAGCUGAUGGCGCUGAUGCCCAGACACCCCUUACAUGUUUGGGAGGUCAGUGGGGGAAAGAGACCGCACUGAGGCUGGCUUUGGGGCCACAAGCUGAUGCACUGGAGAAUCUGCAGGUGCCACCCAAUGCCUACUGCCAACCGAUCCUUCCUCAGGUGGAUUUAUUGAGGCUCGGCUUGGAUGUCUUCCUGACACAUGGGGGACAGAACAGCUUCAUGGAAGCCUUAUCCACAGGAAUUCCCAUGGUGCUUUGCCCUGGCUUUGGGGACCAGCCCGUGAACGGCGCCAAAGCAGAAUCCAUGAAACUGGGUGUGUGCGUGCCACGCCCUAAGGGUCCAUUGCACGAGGCUGAGACGGAAAGGGCAGCAUACAGAAAGGCAACAGCACUUGCAUUGCAGAGAGUCACCAGCAAUGGGUCCUUCAAAGAGAAUGCCGUGAGGUGUGCAGAAGCUUUGCGUUCUUCUGGCGGAGUCAGUCUGGCGACAAAAGUUCUGCUAAGCCUGGCACAAGGAAGUUCGAAGAGCGGUGACCUUGCGCAGAUUCAAAGGAACGGAGGAGCUUAA